AUGUCGUCACCAAACGCCGUGCCUGAAACUCGAGUGAUAUCUCCUUCUCCCACUCCUUCGGAAAGGUCGGACUCGCGAGAAGGAUACUUUGGGCCCACGACUCGUUCUGCCGCGCGACGACGCCUGGCAGACGUAUCGGAGGAAGGUCAGGACGGUACAGAAACGGAUUCGAUACGCUCGCGAUCGAGAUCGAACAACUCGACAGCUACUCCGUCAGCGCGCCAACGGAAAUCGAAUCCUAUGAUGCCUGCGAAAAAGCCUGAGCCGCUUACCAACGGGUAUCUCGCACCGGAAUCCCCUACGGAACAGGGCAGCGUCUCUCGAUCACCAUCCCCCUUGGGCCUCAUUCCUCUCCACAGUCGUUAUCGCUCUUUUAUCCACCGCCAUGAGAUUCCACGCAAGGUUCUCCAUGUAUCUAUCGGAUUCGUCACCCUUGAGUUGUACAAUCGUGGAAUCCAACCUCUGCAGAUCACACCAUGGCUGUUUUCGGCCUUGGUGCCGAUCGCCGCAACAGAUGUGAUUCGUCAUCGCUCAGAGACAGUAAAUAAGUUCUACACUCGCUGUCUCGGCGCGCUCAUGCGUGAAACCGAAGUGUCUGGAUACAAUGGCGUUAUUUGGUACCUAUUGGGCGCAUACACCGUCCUGCGCUUCCUGCCCAAGGACGUUGGAGUCAUGAGUGUCCUGCUGCUCAGUUGGUGCGACACAGCCGCUUCUACCUUUGGCCGUCUUUAUGGCAGACACACCUUCCAGCUCCGAAAAGGAAAAAGCUUCGCUGGAACUCUGGCUGCCUGGUUUGUCGGCGUCUUGACUGCCGCCGCAUUCUGGGGAUACUUCGUGCCCCAUGUCGGGACCUUCCCCAACGACCCUGAAGGGUCUUUCAUGUUCACCGGUCGUCUCAAUCUUCUCCCCGACUGUGUCAAGGGUCUCCUUGGGUGGACCGCGGAGACCUCGAGCGCCGUCAUCACUGGCCCUGUGGCCCUUGGUGUUAUGAGCGUGGUUUCCGGCAUCGUCGCUGCCGGGAGUGAGUUUGUGGACCUUUUCAGCUGGGAUGACAACCUGACAAUCCCUGUUCUGAGUGGAUUUGGACUAUGGGGUUUCUUGAAGGUUUUUGGCUAA
Molecule: messenger RNA, 1116 nt
Organism: Aspergillus wentii DTO 134E9
Lineage: Eukaryota; Fungi; Ascomycota; Eurotiomycetes; Eurotiales; Aspergillaceae
Product: diacylglycerol/polyprenol kinase family protein
Exons: 1
Coding region: 1-1116 (371 amino acids)
Biological process (GO): phosphatidic acid biosynthetic process
Cellular component (GO): endoplasmic reticulum membrane
Molecular function (GO): ATP-dependent diacylglycerol kinase activity
Source: RefSeq, a predicted model, not a curated record